AUAAGACUGCUUUACAGCCCAUAAACCCAUUUUCAAUGGAAAUCUACCUCACUCUCCGUGUAAUGUUACUUGUUUCUUCUCUUCUACUGCUGUUCUGCAUUUGAUGGCUUCUGCCUCUUCAAUUUCAGUUUUUUCUUGCACGGUUCUCCUUUAAACAUCAUAACACUCAUCUUCUUCCCCUUCUUACCUGAAUUGAUGGUUUUUAGGGAGGUAAUCAAUUCUUGGUUGUGUAUGUGUGUGUGUCGGCGGAAGGUCACUUUCUGUCGGCAUUGUCAGUAUUCAACGAUGACAUAUAUUAGAGACGAAGAUUUUUAAUUAAAUUAUUCGAAGUACAAUGGAGAUGCUUUUGGCAUUAGCACACCUGGGUUUUCUACAGUAACACCUCAGAAAGCAGAAGUUGUUGCAAGUUCAAUUCGGUGCUGGCAAUUCUACCUUGUUUUUUAAUUGGGGACUUCAAAAUUGGUUGUAAUCACAAGAGGGCCUCAUAUAUAUAUAUUUUUUUUUUCGACGCCUAGACCCUUUUCUUAAUCUGGGUAUGUACUGGUUUCUUGACUGACCUGAAGUUUGUUUGGAUCUGCUGGAGAGGAUUCAAGAUGGGAAUGUGGGUAAAUUUUGGUCUUGAUGAUGAUGAUGCCGUGAUGGUAAUUCCAAAACUGGCUGAACCAUCUAUCAGCGAAUGAAGAAGAGAUUUUCUGUACUUCUUUUGGCCUUCUUUGCAUGGGAAGAGAUUGCAGGGUCAAUGUGUAGGAAUUCAUAUUACUAAGAACAUACAGACGGUACUAUUUCUUGUUGUUGAAGUGCUUCCCAUACCAAAUGUCAAGGACUCUUGCAGCAUUGCUUGGAGCUGCUGCAGGGGCCGUGGCUUUGGUGGGAAUAGUAAUUAUAUUUCUAUGGUUCUGCUUGUCUCGGGACAGGAAUAUUUCAAGAACUUCUGAGACAGGUUCCUCUGAUCCAUCUAUUCAAGUAGGGAGAGUUGAGUUGCCUUUAACAGGGACAUUUGGGUCUCUUCCACCUGAUUCACGAGAAGCAAGGCGUUUCCUGAUGGAAGAAUUGGCUUUGGCUACAAAGGAUUUUAACGAUAUAAAUCUGAUAGGAGAAGGAAAAUUUGGGAAGGUUUAUAAGGGUUUACUUCAUGAUGGGAUGAUUGUAGCCAUCAAAAAACGAAAUGGUUUACCUAGUCAGGAAUUUUUUGAGGAGGUUCGGUAUCUGUCAUCUAUUCGGCAUCGGAAUAUUGUUAGCCUUCUUGGUUACUGCCAGGAAAAUGAUCAACAAAUGAUUAUUUAUGAGUAUAUACCCAAUGGAAGUGUUUCCAGUCACCUAUAUGGGACAAGUCAGGUUUCCCGUGAGAAGCUAGAGUUCAAACAUAGGCUUUCAAUAGCUCUAGGUGCAGCUAAAGGGUUGUCCCACCUCCAUGCUCUAAGCCCUCGUUUGAUUCACAAGGGUUUUAAAACAGUCAAUGUUCUUGUAGAUGAAAAUUUCAUAGCUAAGGUUGCAGAUGCAGGGCUCUACAACUUACUUGCUAGAGUUGACGUUGCAGGUUCAUCUUUUGGAAUAAUGGCAGAUGAUGCAUUCCUUGCCCCAGAGGUGAGAGAGUUCAGAAGAUUCUCAGAAAAAAGUGAUGUCUACAGCUUUGCAGUGUUCCUACUGGAAUUAGUAAGCGGGCAUGAAGCUAUGAAAUCACAGUCCUCAGAAUCGGGUGAAAACAUUGUUGAAUGGGCACGAAACUAUGAUGAUUCCAGUAAUAUUUCCACCAUUAUUGAUCCCAGAUUGGGCAAUAGUUUCACAACUGAAGGCAUGAAAGAGUUUAUACAAUUGACUGUCCGUUGUCUAGACCAUUCUAGUGAGAGGAGGCCAAGCAUGAACUUUGUGGUAGGGGAACUUGAUCGAAUACUUGAAAAAGAAAUGAGCUUGACAACAAUCAUGGGAGAAGGCACCACAACGGUGACUCUUGGGAGUCACCUAUUUACAGCAACCAGAUAAGCAAUAUGAUAUAGCUGACCCUUGGAUAUAUUAUACAAUUGCUUGUGUGUUCUUUCUUCUCUUUUGCCCUCUUUUUUUUCAAUUUUAAUGUAGAGUAGAACAUUCAGCUGUUAGAUAAUUGUAUAAAAGAACAGCUGUUCUAUUGUUGUUGUUGAUGUUGUUUUAAUUUUUUUCACAUAAUUGUUCGAGACAUCAUUCUGUAAAACAUUAUUUGUUAAUACCAUACUGAAGGUGGGGAUGGGUGUGAUUUUAGAUACAUUAACAAGUGGAUGCUUCAAUUUGGAGAAAAGAGGUGAUAUAUAAAGUUUUAUUAAUACACUACAACAAAGUAGAGCUAUAGUGGUGGAUUUUCUAGUGGAAGUAAAUUUAUCCACCACUAUAUAACCCUUUUAGCAGAAAAUCAUAAUAACUACCUCUAAUGCUUUACACAAAAGCCGUUACCUUACAGUGACAGUCAUAUAUUUGCCUCUAUUGACAUACUUUUCUCAUUGAUUAUAUAAUUUUUAUUUUGAUUUUAUCUCAAUGGUUAAGAUUAAACUAAAAUGAAGAUUUAAGUUUAAUGAAAAUGAAAAACAGAAAAAAGGGGUAAAAGAACUUUAAAAGGAUGCGAGCAACUUUCCCAUGCGGGUUCAACCUUGUGUUUAGCCUCUCAACAAAAAUAAAGAAUGAAAGAGACCUACGAACCAGGUAGGGCUCUUAUUCUUAUUCUUUACAUGCAAGUUAACAAUCUAUGCUAUUGUAGGGCAGUGCUAUUGCAGGGCAGAUCUAGAGGGAUGAAUCAACAAAAUGACGAUGUUGGAGAUCUACGUAAGUUAAUCUAGCAAUGCUAUUGCAAGGCAGUUCUGGAGGGAUGAAUCAACUAAAGGAACGGAAUUUAGUUCGGAGAGAUCAUAGGAUCCUGUCCAGAUUAUUGCAAUGGACAUGGAAAGUGUCUUCCUAAUGGGAGUAUGCAAGCCUGAAAAUGGGCGUGCAGGCAUUGACUGUUCUACAGGCAAGCAGAUAUGGAAGCAUCUUGAAGACUAUUUACUACAGAAAGAGACAUGCUUCUCAAGGACAAAUUCAGAACACUUCAAAAAGGCUCCUUGUCGCUUGAGGAAUACACAAGCCCCAUAUCCUCCACUUGAUCAGAGAGUGUCCAAGGGUAUAAAGAGCAGAGCAGAUGAAGCUAUAGGAAGGAAGAAGAACUUAGCAAGCCCAUGAAUCAUGAGGAUGUCUUCUAUUCUCAAAGAGGACAAGGAAGAUGCCGCGACAACAAUGGUGGUGGUUGUGGUAGGGGUCAGGGUCAGGAUCAAAAUUUUAACUCUCAAGGAAGAGGCUUUGUACCAGCAAGGCAGCGAGCAAUGUCCAGCCGAAUGCUUUAGCCGUUCAGCGGGCUGUGGAACCAAUGAUGUGGUUCCACGCCACGCCAGUAAUAAAUUCAUGGGCUCCACUAACAGCUAAAGCAUUUAGCUGAUCCGAAUUUCAAGGCAGCAACCAAUUACAAUAAAGGAGGAGGUCGUGGGUUUGGGCCUACCAACAAUGGGCAAGCCUCAUUUACCCAACAACGAAAUCAGUUUUAGAGUAGUAACCUACAUACCCGAUGCCAGAUUUGCAGCUGCUCUGAAAAGUAAGAGUGUAAGAAGAAGGCGUGAAGAAGAGUGCGAGUAACCGCGAGGCUGAGACAUAUGUGUUUUCACUCCUUACCAGUCUGACUGAAGACUGGUAUGUGGUAGAUGCUUGGAACUUUCCGCCUAGAAUUCUUUCGGUUUGGGUUAAAAGAUGGGGGAAUAAUUUGUUGGGCACUACAUCUCAACCCGAGCUGUACUUUGUAGUAUUUGGUAAGCUAAAAUGGCAUCAGACCCGAGGGCUGGUUCAUUGGUAUGUUAGUUGAUUUGUUCCAGCGCUGAUGCGGAAUUAAAUCCACUUUGGGGGGAGUAGCAUCCAUCUGUGAUUUAUUUAUCAUUCAUCAAACUCACAACCAUUGUAGAGAGAGAGAGAAGAUCCAGCAUGCCAUUCAUCUGCCUGGUGCCUGGUGGAAGAAGACUGGGUUGGCUACUGACGGUUGCAUUGCGUUUAUUCCUUUAAGCAAUUUAAUAUGGACUUGUAUUUCUUUUUAUAAGGGAAUAAAUAGAGAAAAUAUAGAUACAUACUUUUUAUUGUGUC
This is a messenger RNA of Nelumbo nucifera (sacred lotus), 4122 nucleotides long. NCBI's taxonomy places the organism in Eukaryota, Viridiplantae, Streptophyta, Magnoliopsida, Proteales, Nelumbonaceae. The record is from RefSeq and is a predicted model, not a curated record.